This is a messenger RNA of Ipomoea nil (Japanese morning glory), 2392 nucleotides long. RefSeq names its product probable auxin efflux carrier component 1b. Gene Ontology annotation, biological process: auxin polar transport; auxin export across the plasma membrane. The coding region runs from base 363 to 2093 and encodes 576 amino acids. The transcript has 7 exons. Lineage: Eukaryota; Viridiplantae; Streptophyta; Magnoliopsida; Solanales; Convolvulaceae. Gene Ontology annotation, molecular function: auxin efflux transmembrane transporter activity. Gene Ontology annotation, cellular component: endoplasmic reticulum; plasma membrane. The record is from RefSeq and is a predicted model, not a curated record.
GACGCGUGAUAGGGUGAAGAUGGGGAUUGUGUCUUCCCCCAUCAUGAAAUGACCAGAAAAAAAGCUUUGCAAUCUUAUUUCUUUGCCUCCCAUAAAUAUAUCCCAUCACUUCUCUCAUGUCCCCACCCUUCCUUUCCAACCAAAAAUCCACUCCACUUUCUCCUUUCAGGGCUGCUCAGGUUGUUGGGUUUUCGCAAUACAUACAUGCAUCCAUUUAAUGCAAUGCGUGCGUGAGGAAAGCUUGGAGCUUUUCCACAAAAACUUCAAGAUUUUUUCUUCCUUCUUCUUGGGAACACAAAACAAUUCCUUCUAUCUUCUGUCUUUGCUUCAUUUCUUGCAAGAAUUGGAAGAAGAAGAAGAAAAUGAUCACAGUUUCAGAUCUUUACCAUGUUCUUACUGCAGUGGUUCCAUUGUAUGUGGCUAUGAUCUUGGCUUAUGGGUCAGUGAAAUGGUGGAAAAUCUUCACCCCGGGGCAGUGCUCCGGGAUAAACAGAUUUGUGGCUCUCUUUGCCGUUCCUCUUUUGUCUUUUCACUUCAUCUCCACCAACAAUCCAUAUGAGAUGAACUACAGGUUCAUAGCUGCUGACACUCUGCAGAAAAUCAUUGUCCUUGUGGUUUUAGCCGUGUGGUCAUGGACCAGUUCCAGGGGGUCCCUUGAAUGGUCCAUUACUCUGUUCUCUGUCUCCACCCUCCCUAACACACUUGUGAUGGGCAUUCCAUUGCUGAAGGGCAUGUAUGGGGAUGCCUCUGGGACUCUCAUGGUUCAGAUUGUGGUGCUUCAGUGUAUUAUCUGGUACACUUUGCUGCUCUUCUUGUUUGAGUUCAGAGGUGCCAGAUUGCUGAUUGCGGAGCAGUUCCCUGACAAUGCCGGCUCCAUUAUCUCCUUCAAAGUUGACUCUGAUAUUAUCUCCUUGGAUGGGAAGGAGCCAUUGGAGACUCAAGCUGAGGUUGGAGAGGAUGGAAGGCUUCAUGUGACUGUGAGAAAAUCAACCAGCUCAAGAUCUGAAAUUUUCUCCAGGCACGGCCCAAACUCUGGGCUUUCCUUCACACCCAGAGCUUCAAAUCUCUCUAAUGCAGAGAUUUACUCUCUGCAGUCUUCAAGGAACCCAACUCCCAGAGGCUCAAGCUUUAACCACACAGAUUUUUACUCCCUGGUGAACGGGAAGAACGCAAAUCUGAGCCCAAGGCGGUCCAAUUCUGGGUUCGAUGAGGAGAUUGGUUUUGGAAGGGGUUAUGCUGGCUAUCCUGCUCCGGCCAGUGCCGGAAUAUUCUCUCCGAUGACUGCGCCGGCGGCCAAGAAGAAGGCCAAUGGGACCGAUAGUGCUGGCAAAGAUCAUCACAUGUUCGUCUGGAGCUCCGGUGGUUCUCCGGUGUCUGAAGGUGGAAUUCAUGUCUUCAGGAAAGGUGACUAUGGCCAUGAACUUGCUGUUGGUGCUCCUCCAAAAGAUUAUGAUGAAUUUGGAAGAGAUGAUUCGAGGCAAAACCCGAAUGGAAAUGAGCGAGAAGGGCCUGUGCUAUCCAAGCUUGGCUCGAGCUCGACUACUGAACUCAAUGCAAAGGUUGCUCCAGAUGCGAAGCCUGCAGCUAUGCCUCCUGCAAGUGUCAUGACCAAACUCAUUAUGAGUAUGGUGUGGCGGAAGCUUAUUAGGAACCCGAAUACUUACUCCAGCCUCUUUGGCAUUGUUUGGUCUUUGGUCUCGUUCAAAUGGCAUGUUGAGAUGCCUGCGAUUGUGGCCAAAUCGAUAGCUAUUCUGUCGGAUGCUGGUCUUGGAAUGGCAAUGUUUAGUCUUGGUUUAUUCAUGGCAUUGCAGCCUAGAAUGAUUGCCUGUGGGAAAACAGUUGCUUCCUUCUCCAUGGCUAUAAGGUUCAUUACUGGACCUGCUGUCAUGGCUGCUGCUUCCAUUGCAGUUGGCCUUCGAGGCGUCCUCCUGCACAUCGCGAUUGUUCAGGCAGCCCUACCCCAAGGUAUUGUUCCCUUUGUGUUUGCCAAGGAAUACAAUGUCCAUCCUGAUAUCCUCAGCACUGGAGUGAUAUUUGGGAUGUUAGUAGCUCUACCCGUCACUUUGGUAUACUACAUCUUGCUGGGACUUUGAAGCAGAAGUUGAAAAACAAAACCAUAGUAAAAAAAAAGAAAAAAAAGAUGAGACCACAUCUUUAAGGCCAUAUUUUGGCCUCUAACAGAACAGUAGAAGAAUUAUGGAUACCAGAGAGGAGAAAGUAGAAAGAAUGGCAGAAAUAGAGAAGAUGAUGAUGUAGCAAAGUGGGAAGGCAGCUAGUAGAAUAUUAUUUUUGUUGCUUUUUAUUUUUUUUGUCUUCUUUUUUUUAUUUCUUAUUCUGAAACCCUGUGGCUUAGUCCUUUUUAAUGGAGAAAGUGAAGUUUGUUUCUAGUUCA